UAGAGGAGUUCUUUCUGUCUCUGUGUUGAAGAGAAAAGAUAUUUUCAAAAUAAAGUAUGUGUCAGCUCCAUGAGAACAGCUCAGGAGAAAGGACAGAGCGGAUUAUUUGAGUCUGGUGAGAUAUGGGGGAAGGCAGGGAGAGGGGGCAUUACGUACCACAGAACAGCUGUGAAGCCUCCCGAACUGGUACUCGAAUCAUUUCUGAUACCCCGCUGUGUCAUUUAGCGUUAGCAAGUCUGUUGGCCGUGCUGUGGUGAGGUGUGUGGAGGCUGUGGAGCUCCCAAAGCUCUGCUGUACCCAGCUGCUGUGUCCCGCUGCUGCUGUUUGGCUUCAGAGUUUUGUAACCACACGAGGAGAAGUGAGUGCUCUGCUGGGAUGCUGGUUAUGGCUAGCAGUAUUACUGGGCCUUGAUUUACUCUGACAGCGUGCAGGAGAGUGGACCAUUCAUGUGCUGUGUUCGUCUACUUUUCAUUAACUUGCAAGUCUCCCUCUCAUUUCCAGUUGUCAUCUUCUAAAUGGAUUCCAGUGAAUUUUCGGGAUCUUUGGACCCCCUGUCCUUGCCUGACAAACCACUUAUUGGUGACCUCCCCUCUGACAUGGAGUUUGGAGAAGAUCUCCUGGGCUCCCAAACAGCUUCUACCCAGGAAGUUUCAGUUCUUCAGCCCCCUGACUGGGAUCAAUCCAAGCAGAUGACUGCACAUGGGAACUUGGACCUUCUAGUGAAAGCAGACAGCCUGUCUGAACUAAACAAAUCGAAUGACCUCGUUCUAGAUAAACCUGGUGUCUUGGAUAUGCUGGAGAAACCUAACGUCUUAGAUGACUUGGAUAAAACUGCUAACCUGAUGGAGCUAGAUAAAACGGAGGGUCUGGAUGGGCUGUAUAAGGCGCAUCCUUCCCAGGACGUGGAGGAUGGACCAGCGGACUCCUCUGCCCUCUCUAGAGAAGCCCUUGUUCCAGAAGCGUGGAAAGAAGGGGAAGAUGCAUCAAAAAAUGAUUCUGGGGACCUGAAGGAAGAUGGUGCUGCUGCUAUUCCUGCACUGUCUGAUGACAACGCCCCUGAAUCGCCCCGACACCCCGUUCCUGACCCUGGGGACCUCAGCAGUGCCUCAGCCACGGAAGAGAUCACCGCACAACCCUCAAGUCCUCCAAUGGCUCCCCCACAGCUCAACCUUAAACAGACAAAGAAGACGAGGUUGAAGGCACCGAGGAAAAGCUCACCCAUGCAGAGGGAAGGGCUGGCAGGGGAAGCCGAGGUGGAACUGAGCCUGGACAACAGUGCUGCAGUUUUGCCCCCUGGGCCCAGAGAGGAAAACCAGGCAGAGGAAGGGGAUGAUAGUGGGAACAACUCAAUUAAAGAAAGUAGUGUACUGACAGCACAGGAAGCCUCACCGCCAGCAGGAGAAGGCCUGUCUGGGAAGGGGAGUGAGCUGCCAGCUGAGAAGGAGCAGAAAAGAAGUGAACGAGCCAGAAGAUCAGAAACUGCUAGGCCUGAAACUGUGAACUCCUCUGAGAGCAUUCCAGUCUCUGAUGAAGACUCUGAUGCAAUGGUGGAUGAUCCCAAUGAUGAGGAUUUUGUUCCUUUCCGUACCCGACGCUCAACUCGCAUGUCUUUACGCGCUCAGAUGGCUCAGCGAGCUGCCCGCUCCACUGUCACCAAGAUGACUUGUGCCAACUGCCGGACCCCGCUGCAGAAGGGCCAGACCGCCUACCAGCGUAAAGGGCUCCCUCAGCUCUUCUGCUCCAGCUCCUGUCUCACCGCCUUCUCAAAAAAACCACCCGGCAAGAAGAUAUGCACCUUCUGUAAAAAGGAGAUCUGGAACACCAAGGACUCUGUGGUUGCCCAAAUCGGUUCAAGCGGCUCUUUCCAUGAGUUCUGCACCUCCGUCUGCCUCUCCCUCUACGAGGCCCAGCAGCACAGACCACCACCUCAGUCCGCAGAUGCCUCGGACAUCACCCGCUGCAGCGUCUGCCACAAACCUGGCGAGAUCCAGCACGAGGUCAGCAAUGGGAACGUGGUUCACCGCAUCUGCAGCGACGCCUGCUUCACCAAGUUCCGGGCCACCAAGGGGCUGAAAACCAACUGCUGUGACAACUGCGGACUUUACAUCUACAACAAGGGCUUGCCCCUGGAGUACCUCUUCCACGAAGGCCAGCAAAAACGCUUCUGCAACUCCGCCUGUCUCAACAGUUACAAGAAGAAGAACACUCGGGUCUACCCGUGCAUGUGGUGCAAGACACUGUGUAAGAACUUCGACAUGCUGCCUAAUGUGGACCGCAGCGGCAAGAUGGGCCUCUUCUGCUCCAUUUGCUGCACUACCUCCCACAAAGUGAAGCAGUCAGGCUUGGUUGGUCCCCCUAGACCCUGCAGCUUCUGCAGAAAGAGUUUAUCUGAACCCUGCUAUUACAACAAGACAGACCGGGUUGUCUACCAGUUCUGCAGCCCCAGCUGCUGGACCAAAUUCCAGCGCACCAGCCCGGAAGGUGGGAUCCACCUCAACUGCCAUUACUGCCACAAUCUUUUCAGCGGGAAGCCGGAGAUCCUAGACUGGCAGGACAAAGUGUAUCAGUUCUGCUGCAAGGACUGCUGCGAGGACUUCAAGCGGUUGCGUGGGGUGGUGUCUCAGUGCGAGCACUGCAAGCAGGAGAAGCUGCUGCAUGAGAAGAUCCGCUUCUCUGGAGUGGAGAAGAACUUCUGCAGCGAAGGUCAAACUUCAGAGCCAAAACCGCCUGCCCCUUCCCCGCAGAAGGCAGAGACUAACAUGCUGUCAGCAAAGACCUCCUCAGCCCAGGUGUCUCCAGCCGCACCACCUCCCCCACCCCCUCCGGUUCCAGCCACCCCUCGGAAAAAUAAAGCUGCCAUGUGUAAACCACUGAUGCAGAACCGGGGUGUUUCCUGCAAGAUAGAAAUGAAGUCCAAAGGAUGUCAGACAGAGGCUGACUGGAAGCCCCAGGUGAUUGUGUUGCCAAUCCCCAUCCCGAUCUUCGUGCCUGUGCCUAUGCAUAUGUACUGCCAGAAAGUACCUGUGCCUUUCUCCAUGCCUGUCCCGGUGCCUGUGCCAAUGUUCCUGCCCACCACGCUGGAGAGCACAGAUAAGAUUGUGGAGACCAUUGAGGAGCUGAAGGUGAAGAUCCCCUCCAAUCCCCUGGAGGCUGACAUCUUGGCCAUGGCUGAGAUGAUCGCAGAGGCUGAGGAACUGGACAAGGCCUCCUCGGACCUGUGCGACCUGGUGAGUAACCAGAGUGCGGAGGGUCUUCUGGAGGACUGUGAUCUGUUUGGACCGGCACGGGAUGAUGUGUUGGCUAUGGCUGUCAAGAUGGCAAAUGUCCUCGAUGAGCCGGGCCAGGACCUGGAGGCUGACUUCCCUAAGAACCCUCUAGACAUUAACCCCAGUGUGGACUUUCUCUUUGACUGUGGGCUGGUGGGACCAGAUGAUGUGUCCACGGAGCAAGAUCUGCCUCGUGCUGUCCGAAAGGGGCAGAAGCGCCUGGUGCUCUCUGAAAGCUGUUCCCGGGACUCAAUGAGCAGCCAGCCCAGCUGCACGGUGCUCAACUACUCCUAUGGUGUGAAUGCCUGGAAGUCCUGGGUGCAAGCCAAGUAUGCAGGGGGAGAGAGCAGCAAGGGAGAGGAGCUACGCUUCGGCCCCAAGCCCAUGAGGAUCAAGGAAGACAUCUUGGCCUGCACAGCAGCUGAGCUCAACUAUGGCCUGGCCCAGUUUGUCAAGGAGAUAACACGGCCCAAUGGGGAGCGCUACGAACCAGACAGCAUCUAUUACCUCUGCCUUGGCAUCCAGCAGUACCUGCUCGAGAACAAUCGUAUGGUGAAUAUAUUUACAGACCUUUACUACCUGACCUUCGUGCAGGAGCUGAACAAGUCCCUGAGCGGCUGGCAACCCACAAUCUUACCAAAUAACACAGUUUUCUCGCGUGUCGAGGAGGAGCACCUCUGGGAGUGCAAGCAGCUGGGCGUUUACUCACCCUUUGUGCUCCUCAACACCCUCAUGUUCUUCAACACCAAAUUCUUCGGGCUGCAGACAGCAGAGGAGCACAUGCAGCUCUCCUUCACCAACGUGGUGCGCCAGUCCCGCAAGUGCACCACGGCCCGUGGCGUGACGAAGGUGGUGAGCAUCCGCUACUAUGCUCCUGCCAAGCAGAAGAAAGGCCGAGAUGGCGGCUCUGGGAAGCGGAAGCGUGAGGAGGAGGUACCCAUGCUGGAGCAGCGGGAGAACAGGAUGAACCCACUCCGCUGCCCAGUCAAGUUCUAUGAGUUUUAUCUCUCCAAAUGUCCCGAGAGUCUGCGGAACCGCAACGAUGUCUUCUACCUGCAGCCCGAACGGUCGUGCAUCGCUGAGUCCCCCCUCUGGUACUCGGUCAUCCCCAUGGACCGGAGCAUGCUGGAGAGCAUGCUGAACCGCAUCCUGGCCGUGAGGGAGAUCUACGAGGAGCACAGUCGGCUCGGCGGCCUGGAGGACGACAUGGACUAAGAGCGAGGCGCUGCCGGGCUGUGCUGUGCCCCAGCCCCGGAUGCCUCGUCUCCCUGCCCCCCGCUGCGGGGGCCGUGCAGCGCGGGAGGGGACGGUGCUGCAGCAGUGCUGUCCCUUCAUCCUUCCCGGACUCGGACAUCCCAUCCUGCUCGUUACAGGCCUCUCCUAUGUACGUGGUCCCCGUGCUCAGCCCUGCCUCCUGUCCCAGCUGCUGGGUGAGCUGUCUUCCCCGGGGCCAGUCCCCACAGCACAGGGGUGGUGGAGCCCCCCCAGGGCAGCUUCCCUUGCCCAGCCCUGUCCCCCCCAUGCCUUCCAGCCCCCUUCUCCCCCUGCCCCGGGGCAGGAACCGCACAAUACGGCAGAGCGCCGUCUGGGACCAGCAGCCCUGAGGCUUUGAAUUCCCCCUUCCUUUUGCAUCCCCUCACCAGGCUGCGGGUGGCACGGGCAGGGACGGUAGCUCUGCUGCCGCCUGCGGCAGGAUGGUGUUUUCAAACCAGUGGGGAAGGACCACGGGCAGCCUGAGGGGUGGUGGGUCAGGAGGAGGGCUUGUUCACAGGGGUGGGAGACAUUUGGGUGGGCUGCAAGGGGUGGAGGGAGCCAGCGCUGGAACGUGAGGGCAGAGACCUGGCCUCGCCGUGGGGCAGCUCCCUCAUACCCAGCCAGGCUGCCUCCCGCCGUUUGGUCAAUCUUUGCUGAGUCAGCAGGAAACUGACGGAGGUAGGUCUGCGCCAGUGCCCUCCCUGUCUCCCCGCUGCUCCCCGUCCUGGCAUAGGUGCAAGGUGCCAGCAGUGGGUCCCUCUGCUCCAGCCAAGGGCUUGGGCAGCCGCUGGCAGGGGUGAGGAACUCUGCCCGGCCUCCCCCUCCCUCCCAAAGCCGUGGGGUGCCAGCACCCUGCCCGGGGUGAGCCUGGCUCCGACUGUGCCACUGCCUCCUGCCCCUCCUUGUGUUCUGGUCAGUUUUCUUGAGCUGUACAUGGGUCUCCUGUUGAGCCUGUAUAUAUUGUUCUGGGCCCUGGCCCGGGGCCCUCUGUUCUCUGUGUCCAUGUGGAGAGUGAGCCGCUCACCAGUCUUGUUGUAGUGAUGCCAGGGCGGUAGGACUAACCCUGUGUCUCUGGGAACCAUUCAUUUCAAAUAAAGAUGCAGAAAACUU
Calidris pugnax (ruff) is the source of this 5630-nucleotide messenger RNA. It is a transcript of the gene ZMYM3, whose product is annotated as zinc finger, MYM-type 3. The transcript is spliced from 22 exons. Gene Ontology annotation, molecular function: zinc ion binding. The record is from RefSeq and is a predicted model, not a curated record. Lineage: Eukaryota; Metazoa; Chordata; Aves; Charadriiformes; Scolopacidae. Bases 516 to 4481 code for a protein of 1321 amino acids.